CUGGGUAGUGUGAAAGGAUAGGCUGGAGCUAGGUAGCUAAGCAGCUUGGCAAGUGGAGCUACUGAGGAUUCCAAACAGGACCUCUGGAGUCCUCUCCACCUUUUAUGGGUUGAACCAUGUGAAAUAGACAAUAUUCAGCCAUUUAGGGCCAAGACAAAUGCCAGGUUUGUGGGGUGCAGCCUCACAGAGAGGCUGCUUGGGGGUCUUUGCAGAGGGUGGAUGAGCAGAGGGCAUCCUCCGGAGCCUGCUGGGGGACCCGGCUUUGAGGCCACCAGGCCGGUGGUGUACAGACUCUAGUGUAGGCUGGGAGAAAGGGGAGGUUCAAGAAACACGGAGGAGGUGAAGCGGCAGAACCAGGAGGAUGGGGUGCUGCAGAGGAGAAGGAGCACUGAGGCUGAGGUCCAGGUUUGCAGAGAUAUAGACUGUGUGUCCCGCCAGGUAAAAGACAGGUCUGUGGGUGCCUCGUCUGAGCUACAGUUUCCAGGUUACCUGGAACCGUGGAUAACUCUCAGAUCAGCAACUUGUCAGUUGAUUUCCAAGCUGCUGUUGGCUGGACUCAGGCUCAGCGGGGAGGCUGGCAGGCCCUGUGUUGCGGGCUGGACUCAGGCCCAUCUCGCUGAUUACUCUUUUUGCUCUCCAGCAUGUCCUCAGGAGGUCAGAGUCCGCUUGUUGUUCCAUGACCACGGGAGGAGGGGCACCAACAUGAGGGUGCGAGCAUCUCCCCAGUGGUGGCUUCCCAGGGCUGGGGCAACCCUGGGGGAGGGGUUGGGACAGGCAACUCUGUCGCUUGCUGCCACUGCCUGGGUCAACUGCCUGACAGGGUUGGCCACUCAUGCUCAGAAGGCUGAGGCCUUACCUGCCUUCUCCUCUCACCCAGCGCUCGCACAAGGACAUACCUGA
Piliocolobus tephrosceles (Ugandan red Colobus) is the source of this 900-nucleotide messenger RNA. Lineage: Eukaryota; Metazoa; Chordata; Mammalia; Primates; Cercopithecidae. The record is from RefSeq and is a predicted model, not a curated record.